This is a messenger RNA of Saccoglossus kowalevskii, 2542 nucleotides long. Its product is annotated as lysosomal alpha-glucosidase-like. The record is from RefSeq and is a predicted model, not a curated record. Gene Ontology annotation, molecular function: alpha-1,4-glucosidase activity; carbohydrate binding. Gene Ontology annotation, biological process: carbohydrate metabolic process. Lineage: Eukaryota; Metazoa; Hemichordata; Enteropneusta; Harrimaniidae.
GUUUAAUUGUGGCAUUGGUCCACUAAUAUUUGCUGAUCAGUUCAUACAGCUGUCAAGUUCACUGGCAUCUAAGUACAUAUAUGGACUUGGUGAACACCGUGGUAGUUUUCUACAUGAUGUCAACUGGUCUAGAUAUGCUUUCUGGAGCAGGGAUGUUUUCCCCGCUGAAAAUUUAAACUUGUAUAGUGUCCAUCCAUUCUAUCUGUCUAUUGAAGAUGAUGGCAAUGCACAUGGUGUGUUCUUACUCAACAGCAAUACUAUGGAGGCGAUUCUGCAGCCAUCUCCAUCAAUCACAUGGAGGACUAUUGGUGGUAUUUUAGAUUUUUAUGUCUUCCUUGGACCCAGCCCUGACCAAGUGAUACAGCAAUACACUGAAGUGAUUGGAAGAACAUUUAUGCCACCGUAUUGGGGUUUGGGAUUCCAUCUGUGUAGAUGGGGAUAUGAAACUGUUGAUGGUACAAGAAAAAUCACUGACAGGAUGAGAAAUGCCAAAAUACCACAGGACGUACAGUGGAAUGACAUUGACUAUGCUAUAGACUACAAAGAUUUCACUUUAAAUGAGAAAGUAUUUGGAGAUUUACCGAAAUUUAUUGAUGAACUUCAUAACAAUGACCAGCACUAUAUACAUAUCGUGGAUCCUGGUAUUGCCGCUGACAGUGCCCCUGGUACAUAUGAACCAUUUGAUCUUGGUAAAAAAAUGGACAUCUUUAUUAAACUGGAUGGAAAAUACAUAGAAGGGAAGGUUUGGACCAAUGUUACCGUGUUUCCAGACUUUAUAAACCCUAGAACUAGUGAAUGGUGGUACCGGAUGAUAUCAGAAUGGUAUAAAAAAGUACACUUUGAUGGACUCUGGAUUGAUAUGAAUGAACCAGUUCAGUUUGGCAAUGGAUCAUUGAUUGGUUGUCCUCAAUCUAAGUACGAUAAUCCACCAUAUACACCAGGCAUAUUUGAGGGCAUAUUAAAAGCUUUCACACUGUGUGCUUCAGCAGAUCAGUACAAGUCAAAACAUUAUGAUGUACAUAGCUUGUAUGGACUGACAGAGAUGAAAGCAACAUUUGAGGCUAUAGCUCGCAUCCGACUAGAAAAACGUCCUUUCAUUAUCUCGCGAUCUACUUAUCCGAGUAGUGGUAAAUAUGGAGGUCAUUGGCUAGGCGAUAAUUUCAGUAAAUGGAAGGAUAUGUGGUAUUCUAUACCAGGUAUUUUGAACUUCAAUAUGUUUGGUAUACCAUUGGUUGGUGCUGAUAUCUGUGGUUUCAACAAUAACUCAAAUGAAGCACUUUGUCAACGAUGGCACCAGCUAGGUGCAUUUUAUCCAUUCUCCAGGAAUCACAAUUCACUACAUGUGGUCAAUAGUACAGAAAAAUGUAAAGAUCAGGACCCUACAGCAUUUAGUGAAGCUAUGCAAAUAUCAACAAGAGAUGUGCUACUAAAACGGUACUAUCUGUUGCCAUAUCUCUAUACUUUAUUCCAUAAAAGUCAUGUUAACGGAACUACGGUAGCAAGACCAUUGUUCUUUGAAUUUCCACAUGAUGACUAUGCCCUAACUGUUGAUACACAGUUUCUAUGGGGAGAAGCAUUAUUGAUUAGUCCUGUAUUGCAAGAGGGCGCUGUUACAGUCACUGCAUAUUUUCCUAAUCACUCAUGGUAUGACUUUGACACUGGUGCCUGUGUACCAGGUUUCUCCAGUGAAACAGGAAAGGACCUCAAUAACUAUUGUACUGAUUCUUCCAUACCGGGUGUCCGUGUACCAGGUCUCUCUGGUGAAACAGGAAAGAACCUCAUUAACUAUUGUACUGAUUCUUCCAUACAGGGUGUUCGUGUACCAGAUCUCCCUGGUCAAACAGGAAAGAACCUCAAUAACUAUACUGAUUCUUCUAUACAGGGUGUUCGUGUACCAGGUCUCCCUGGUGAAACAGGAAAGAACCUCAAUAACUAUUGUACUGAUUCUUCCAUACAGGGUGUCCGUGUACCAGAUCUCCCUGGUGAAACAGGAAAGAACCUCAAUAACUAUUGUACUGAUUCUUCCAUACAGGGUGUCCGUGUACCAGAUCUCCCUGGUGAAACAGGAAAGAACCUCAAUAACUGUUGUACUGAUUCUUCCAUACAGAGUACUCCUAUGGAUAAAAUCAAUCUUCAUAUUAGAGGAGGUAAUAUUAUCCCAGCACAGGAACCUGGUAUAACCACUAAGGAAAGCAGACAAAACAAAUUCCAUUUGAUUGUAGCAUUAUGUACGAAAAACGAAGCAGAUGGGGAGUUGUAUUUAGAUGAUGGAGACACUCUAGAUGCCUAUGAACAAGAACUAUAUGCGUAUGUACGCUUUCAGGCCAAUGCUACUAGUGUGAUAUCACAGAUAGUUAAACUUGGUUUCACUGGUUCUGAUUCUGCUGAUCUUGGUCUUGUCAAAGUCUUUGGUGUGGUACAGCAACCAAGUUAUGUAUCUGCAAAUGGGGUUAAAGCUCAGUUUUCCUACAAAAAUAAGGUUUUAACCAUAGAAAAACUGAAUCUCUCUCUACUCAAACCAUUUACCAUAGUUUGGAAAUAA